AUGUACAGACCUACGUGGGCGCAUUCGACUCCGGCUGGCCCUCAGCGGUGGCAGGAGAGUUGGGCUCGCCUGCUUACUCCUUUGACCCUUUGGAUAUGUGUAUCAGUGAGCAUUCGAUAUGGUUACUAUGGAGAUAACCGCAUCACGCUUGGCCCGAGCUCGUCUCGCAUGAUCAAGGCUAGUUCUGUUUUUGUACAACAAGUUGAAGUGAGAGAUGUUGACAAGAAAGGGGUUUCUCUCUAUGCUCUUUCUGAAGAGCCUAAGUUGAGCCAACAGGUGAAUUGGAAUGUGUCUAACUACUUGAUCAUUGGGGCCUAUAAUCGCAAGGGAUAUUCUUUCUGGUUAAACAAGGGUUCAAGUAUAUCCAUGAGAUUGGAAGCUCACCCUACUCAUGUAAAUCAACUCCAAGUUGUCAUGCUUAAAGGGGAAAGGAAACUUGAGAUACUGCAGCCGAAACAAACAAGUUCUGUGAAUUCCUAUAAUGAAUCCGAAAUUGGUAAAGAAGCUGAAUUUAGCAUUGAGGAAGAUGACAGGUACUACCUUGACAUCACAAACACAAAUCCUAAAAGCAUAAUCAUAACAGUGAAUGUAAAUGUCUCCUCAAAGAUGUAUGAUACUACGAAAGCUAAGGCCAUCUGCUCGACAGCAACUAAAGGUUCUUCGUGCCAGCUCAGGCUUACAUUCCCCAAUACUCACUAUGUCAUACUGACGACACCUAACAAUGGGGAUCUUCUUGGAUGGUACAUCGAGCUUUCUUUUGUGGCUCGUGUGAUAACAUACAUUGGAAUUUUAGGGUUUAUAGUGGUCAUGAUCUUUCUAAUAUUGAAGUACCUCGGCGCCUGUGAUGUUGAGAGUAGUACUGUAGUAGAACACUCAAGACAAGAAAUUAGUGAGACUUACCCUAUAGUGCCGCCCAAGACAGUUCCACAAACAUAUGGUACAAAUGAAGAAGAUGAUGAUUCGGGAGCUUCGAGUAGCUCCUCAGAGGAAUUAUAUGAUGAGAAGCUAUGCGUGAUAUGUUAUGAUGAGCAGCGUAACUGCUUCUUUGUUCCUUGUGGUCACUGUGCAACCUGCUACGACUGUGCUCAGAGGAUUAUGGAUGGGGAAAGUAAGGUGUGUCCCAUAUGUAGAAGGCUCAUUCACAAAGUGAGAAGAUUGUUUCACUCUUAAUUAUAAGCUGAGGUCUUUGAUUGUGAAUUUGUGUGAUUAGUACGUUUGAUAGGAAUUUUCUUUGUCUGGAAAGAGAGAUUUAAUAUAGUAGGGUAUCUGUAUAGAGUGAGUACCAAAAAACUCGUCACCAAAUCUGCUCCCUGUUUGCACAAUAAGCCACUUGAAGAUCACUGUCUCGGAUCAAGCUAUACUGAAGUGGAUAGUGGGUGACAAACUGAGAUCAUGAGAAAGCUAAGUCCUCAGAUGACCAUGUAGCUCAUGUUAUAUAUGCUUAAUUUAGAUACUUUCACUGAGAGAAUGGAGAUUGCAGGUCUUCGGAAAUUUAACCACUUGGAGAUGUAUAUAGUUUCUCGGAUUCUAGUUUCUCCCAACUUAGUUUGUUAAGAAGAAAAAAGCAAGAACCCACUUUUGUGGGCAUAUUCAAAGAUUAGUUAUGAAAUUCAGUUUAACAUCUCACUGGUAUGCUUCAGCUGUUACUGAGAUCACUGUAUUUUCUUCUUAUGCUGAUAUGAAAUUUGUAUGGUAGACAAUGUCUUUAACCCUGAAAUUCAAAUACCUAAACUAUGCACUUAUGCAGUUAGUAUUUGUGGA
Messenger RNA from Fragaria vesca subsp. vesca, 1761 nucleotides. RefSeq lists its product as uncharacterized. The transcript is spliced from 8 exons. The coding region runs from base 1 to 1170 and encodes 389 amino acids. The record is from RefSeq and is a predicted model, not a curated record. NCBI's taxonomy places the organism in Eukaryota, Viridiplantae, Streptophyta, Magnoliopsida, Rosales, Rosaceae.